Cynara cardunculus var. scolymus (artichoke) is the source of this 618-nucleotide messenger RNA. RefSeq lists its product as uncharacterized. The annotation marks the transcript as partial. The transcript has 3 exons. NCBI's taxonomy places the organism in Eukaryota, Viridiplantae, Streptophyta, Magnoliopsida, Asterales, Asteraceae. The record is from RefSeq and is a predicted model, not a curated record.
AUGACGUUAACCCAGUGUAGGGAAGUUGAAAGARAGUUUCGAGAGUUUAAUAUCCUACAAUUGCUCUUCAAGGUGGCACAUGAACCACCACCACCACCACCACCACCGUCACUGCUACUGCUGCCGCCGCCACCGCCACCACCACCCACCACCUCUUUAAAUCAACUCUCACUGUUGUUUUCAAAGUUGAGAUUGGAAGAAAUCCGGUCGGAUUACGUGUGUUUCGUGAGUUUAAUGAAGACGAAGAAAGAAGAUAUCACUCGAGGGCUAAAGUUCGAUAGCGUUCAAAACAAAGAAGAUCUUGUGGUCCGGGUCGGAAACAAGGUUUUGCCCGUCAACGAAUCAACCACACCGCGAUUCCCGAACCCGAGUCCCRAUGCGAAGAAAGAAAAAGGAGAUAGAACAAAAACCGUUUCUAGAAUGAUCGAGUUGUUGAGGUGGGCUGCCGCGGUAAAAUCCGAGAAGGGUGGGAAAUACAUUGCUCGAAAGGUGUCGCAGUUCAGAAACAGAACGACACUUAAAUCCAUACAGGAUGUCGACCAAAUGACCAACGAGUCUCCAAAGAUUAGUUUCAGAUGGGAAUUAGAGAGUUGUUUGACGUUCUCUUCUGCAUUGUCG